Molecule: messenger RNA, 3712 nt
Organism: Durio zibethinus
Lineage: Eukaryota; Viridiplantae; Streptophyta; Magnoliopsida; Malvales; Malvaceae
Product: dynamin-related protein 3A-like
Biological process (GO): mitochondrial fission; peroxisome fission
Cellular component (GO): mitochondrion; cytoplasm; peroxisome
Molecular function (GO): GTP binding; microtubule binding; GTPase activity
Source: RefSeq, a predicted model, not a curated record
UUUAAAAACAAAAUCACAUAACCUACUAAUCUUUAUUUUCCAUCACCUAUGCCACUAGCGAUUAGUAUUCUUUUUUAAAAACAAAAAAACAUAACCUACUGAUCUUUAUUUUCCAUUACCUUUACACUACUGUUUAGUGGUAAUACCUAAAAAAUACUACAGUAAUUAAUUUUAUUUUUUCAAAAAAAUCCCCCAAAAUAUUUUCAAAACCACGAUUAAAUUUGCCCCUUUAAUCAUACGAUCAAAGAUUGAAGAUCUCUCUCCCUCUCUCUAAAAAAAAAAGUUUCAAGAUCCUAGGGUUCAUAAAAUUUUCCUCUCUAAUUCUCUUAUCUUUUUCGUCAAUCGAUCAAUCAUUUGAAAACCAAUGGCAGAAGAAGCAGCAGCAUCGACGCCGCCGCAGUCAUCCGCGGCUCCAUUGGGAUCUUCCGUUAUACCCAUAGUGAACAAGCUCCAGGACAUAUUCGCUCAGCUUGGUAGCCACUCCACGAUAGAGUUGCCGCAAGUGGCGGUGGUCGGAAGCCAGAGUAGUGGCAAGUCCAGCGUGCUUGAAUCUCUCGUUGGCCGUGACUUUUUGCCUCGUGGUUCCGAUAUCUGCACGCGCCGCCCUCUCGUCCUUCAGCUCCUCCAGACCAAGCGUAAACCUGAUGGUUCUGAGGAGGAGUAUGGCGAGUUUCUUCACUUGCCUGGCAAGCGCUUCUCUGACUUCUCCGAGAUUCGCAGGGAGAUUCAGGCUGAGACUGAUAGGGAGGCUGGAGGAAACAAAGGUGUGUCAGAUAAGCAGAUUCGACUUAAGAUUUUCUCACCAAAUGUUCUUGAUAUCACUCUUGUGGAUCUUCCUGGAAUCACAAAGGUUCCUGUGGGUGACCAGCCCUCUGACAUUGAGGCUCGAAUUAGAACAAUGAUCAUGUCAUACAUUAAACAGCCUAGCUGUCUGAUUCUUGCUGUUACUCCAGCAAAUUCAGACUUAGCAAACUCUGAUGCACUUCAAAUUGCAGGAAAUGCUGAUCCUGAUGGUUAUAGAACCAUUGGUGUUAUUACAAAGUUGGAUAUAAUGGACAGAGGUACUGAUGCUCGUAACCUGUUGCUUGGAAAAGUGAUUCCUCUUCGACUUGGUUAUAUAGGUGUUGUGAAUCGUAGUCAGGAGGAUAUUUUACUCAACCAGAGUAUCAAGGAUGCCCUUGUGGCAGAGGAAAAGUUCUUCCGAAGUCGUCCGGUAUAUAAUGGUCUAGCUGAUCGUUGUGGUGUUCCUCAGUUGGCAAAGAAGUUGAACCAGAUUUUAGUUCAACAUAUCAAGGCAAUACUUCCUGGGCUGAAAUCACGCAUUAGUUCUGCACUGGUUUCUGUGGCAAAGGAGCAUGCAAGCUAUGGAGAAAUCACAGAAUCAAAGGCUGGCCAGGGAGCUCUUCUAUUGAAUAUUCUUUCAAAAUACUGUGAAGCAUUCUCAUCAAUGGUAGAGGGGAAAAAUGGAGAAAUGUCUACACAUGAGCUGUCUGGUGGAGCUAGGAUUCAUUAUAUUUUCCAAUCAAUCUUUGUUAAGAGCUUAGAGGAGGUUGAUCCAUGUGAAGACUUAACUGAUGAUGACAUUCGAACUGCCAUUCAGAAUGCAACUGGUCCUCGAUCUGCACUAUUUGUACCAGAAGUCCCGUUUGAAGUACUUGUUCGAAGGCAAAUAGCACGUUUGCUAGAUCCAAGCCUUCAAUGUGCCAGGUUCAUAUAUGAUGAGUUAAUAAAGAUUAGCCAUCGCUGUAUGGUGAGUGAAUUGCAGCGGUUUCCUGUUCUAAGAAAGCAUAUGGACCAAGUUAUUGGGAACUUUCUCCGAGAAGGCCUUGAACCAUCUGAGACAAUGAUAGGACAUAUUGUUGAAAUGGAGAUGGAUUACAUAAAUACUUCCCACCCAAAUUUUAUUGGUGGGAGCAAGGCUGUAGAGCUUGCCAAUCAGCAGAUUAAGAAUUCCAGGGUUCCUUUGUCUAUAUCUAGAUCAAAGGAUAGUUUGGAGCCUGAUAAGGCUCCUACUUCUGAAAGAGGUAUUAAAUCUUGGGCUAUUCUUGCAAGACAAGUUAAUGGAAACGUGGCUGAUCAGGGAGUACGUCCUGUUGCAGAUGUGGAAAAAGUUUUAUCCACUGGAAGUACAAGUGGUUCAACUUGGGGUAUUUCAUCAAUAUUUGGCGGCAGUGAUAACCGAUCAUCAGUGAAAGAGAGCUUGACAAACAAGCCAUAUAGUGAACCUGUUCAUAACAUGGAACAGUCCUUUACCAUGAUCCAUCUUAGAGAGCCCCCACCUGUCUUAAGGCCUUCAGAAGACCGUUCAGAAACUGAAGCUAUUGAAAUUGCUAUCACCAAAUUGCUCUUAAGAUCAUACUAUGACAUUGUUAGGAAGAAUAUAGAGGAUUCUGUGCCUAAAGCAAUUAUGCACUUCUUGGUAAACCAUACGAAACGGGAACUUCACAAUGUCUUUAUCAAAAAACUUUACAGGGAAAAUCUGUUUGAAGAAAUGUUGCAGGAACCUGAUGAGAUUGCUUCUAAGAGAAAACGUACUCGAGAAACACUCCGAGUUCUCCAACAGGCAUUCAGGACGUUGGACGAAUUGCCAUUGGAAGCUGAAACAGUUGAGAGGGGAUACAGUUUGGGGUCUGAUCCAACGGGCCUACCAAAGAUCCAUGGACUGCCUACAUCAUCAAUGUAUUCUACAAGUAGUGGUUCCAAUGAUUCCUAUGCAGCUUCUCCUAAAAACCCAAAAUCUCGCAAGUCAUCUCACUCGGGGGAACUACAGUCACACUUUUAUGCCAAUGCAGAUUCAAAUGGAAGUGGACGUAGUUACAUGCCAGGCCUCUAUCCUACAGUUGAUCUGUAAGCCGCUUGAAUGUGCAAUUGUCAAAUAUGGAGGCAUUAUAUUCCUUUGAUUUCUUAGUCUAAUUUCUCCCUCAAGAUCUUUGUAAUUCCUCCAACCGAAGCUAGCUCAAGGGUAAAUUGCAGUUAUCUUCUAGCUGGGUAUCUGCAAGUCAGCUAUUAUGCAUUUGCUUUUUGCUCCAUAAAUUUUCCUUGUUCUACUACCAUAUUAUAGGGUUAUAAUCGCAUUGUUUAUUGCUCCAGAAAUGAAUAAUGGGAGUGAGAAACUUGCUUUUUUGUCAGAAAAAAAUAGUUUUUCCGUUUCCUUAACAAUUCUUUAUGCAGUCUGUUUUUUCUCCCUUCAUAUUUGUUGACAUCAGGCAGUUUACGCGGUCCUACUACAUGGGUGAUAAUGUAUCUAGAUCAAGAAUGCUAGCCAUGUUGUUUAUAUCCAAUGUUAUUUCAUAUAUCAAUGUAAAAUUUGAGUGUCCUCGAUUUCGGUUUUGCCUGUAAAGAAACGGGUAAUUGUAAUUUUCCAUUUUAUAAUAUGGAAGAACUUGUUGAGUAAUAAUAAUAAUAAUAAUACGGGGCCUUUAGGCCUUUACUAGUGCUACGUAACUUGACUCUAACACUCUUCUAAACCUGUUAUAAGCCCUUUCCUACCUCUGCUAUUCAAAGAAAACUCAUUUUCUCUAGAAAAUUCCCAUAUUUUCCCAAGAAAUUAAUAAUGCCAAGAAUCUCUGCAUCCUGUUUCCGACUACGUCUACGUUAAGUCCUGUUUUCCGCACCUGCCACUUUUCUUAUGUACAGUUUGUGGGUCGGCUUCUUUCUUUCACAAGAGUCCACCUAUUGGUAUUUGAUCAGUUGCCUCCGACGCCAGUUCCAC